Messenger RNA from Penicillium coprophilum, 954 nucleotides. Its product is annotated as MFS transporter. The transcript is spliced from 4 exons. Gene Ontology annotation, cellular component: membrane. Gene Ontology annotation, molecular function: transmembrane transporter activity. Bases 1 to 954 code for a protein of 317 amino acids. NCBI's taxonomy places the organism in Eukaryota, Fungi, Ascomycota, Eurotiomycetes, Eurotiales, Aspergillaceae. Gene Ontology annotation, biological process: transmembrane transport. The record is from RefSeq and is a predicted model, not a curated record.
AUGUCUACACCUGUCGAACACAGUAAAGCCCAAGGUCUUCACACUGAGAAUAACGGAUGUGGGAUCAUCGAAGUAGACGCCGAGAAGAAGCUCAUCCGGAAGAUCGAUCUCUCCCUGAUGCCUUCGGUCUUCAUUCUCUACCUUUUCUCCUACAUGGACAGAUUAAACAUUGGCCUUGGAAAAAUUGCCGGAAUGGAAGAGGAUCUACAAUUCACAUCUCAUCAAUACUAUACAGCUGUGAUAGUAUGGGUAAUUGGCUAUACUAUUUCUGCGGUGCCAUCUAACAUGAUUCUCUGUCGGACUCGCCCGUCAGUUUUUAUUCCAACAAUCACGUUUGCCUGGGGAUCUGUGGCAGCUUCAAUAGGAGCUGUCCACCAUCAGAGCCAACUGAUAGCCCUAAGAUUUCUUCUUGGGGUCUUCGAAGCAGGAUCAAAACGGUUCAUCACCUUCCUGACCGCAGGUAUACUAUCAGGAGCCUUUGGCGGCGUAAUUUCAGGAGCUAUCACAUCGACAUUAGAUGGCAUACACGGUAUCCGAGGCUGGAGGUGGCUCUUCAUUGUCGAAGGAGUCGCGACUGCCGGGGUAAGCUUGAUCGUGCAUUGGACUCUACUCGACUUCCCAACCAGCAGUCGUAGGCUAUUCCCCGAAGAACGAAAGCUCGCCCAACAGAGACUCAUUGAAGACGGAAUCGCCGACCAAGGAGACUCAAAAGCCCAACCCACUUCUAUAUUUGUCCUCUUGCUUAAAGCCCUUUCAGAUUGGCGCACUUGGAUAUUGAUCCCGGGGUACAUGGCCAUUUUGGGAGCUUCAGCUAUCUCAUACUUCUAUCCAACCUUAGUCAACGACAUGGGAUACACCUCCACAGCCGCGCAGUAUGACUGCUCCGCUCUACAUCGCCCCUCUGGCUGCGGCUCUCCCCAUUUGUUGGUUCGCCGACCGCAACCCCCAUGCUAG